AUGAGAAGCUGAUUGUACAGAAAGCGACACGAAACUGCUAGAUUUAUUUACAUUGCCGAGUGAUUCUUAUGUGCAGAAAAAGUAAAAAUAAAAAGAAAGUUAGUAAAGUGCGUGCAUAGGGUUAUUUCUUGAUGUGCGCCGGUUUCUAGUUCAAGAAUUUGGACGUGCGUACGUUUUAUUUGGCUACAGUACUCGAUGGUGCUUUUGGUAGCAUUUGCAACCAUUCGCGAUUGUGUAAUGUAUCUGAGGCGGAAUUCGGAUGAAGUUGCAUUUCACAGAAUCUGGUUUGUGGUCAAUAUUUUCUGGUUGACUAAAGAGAAACUGCUGUCGAUGCAACUCACAUUACUUUUCUGGACUGGAAUUUAUGGCCACAAAUUAGGUGAAAUAAGUGCAUCGUUCAGUUCAUUCAAUUCAGUGCCCGAAAAGGGUUUGCCGAAGUCGCUUGCGUCGCUUAGAUACCAGAUGUCACAGUCUCAGAGGCUACGUGAUGAUGAUAUAUUGGAAAUAUUAGAGGAAGAACAAGAUCAUUUUUCUACGGAAGAAUCAGCUUCUGAAGACGAAAUCGGCAAGAAUGUAGACGACGUACAAAGGAAAGAUGAGGGCAAGCUAUGUUACGGAAGAGGUACCUUUGCAUGGAUCAGCUCCCACGGAGGAACUUCCCAUAGCUGAAUUAGAUUCUGCUUCUUCCAACUUAGAGCGAAUAUAUUUUGUUCCUUUUAAUACUCUUUGCGACAAGAAUGAAUUAAUAUGAACUAAUAAAACUCAAUCAUCUCACAGA
Hermetia illucens (black soldier fly) is the source of this 778-nucleotide messenger RNA. RefSeq lists its product as uncharacterized. The transcript is spliced from 5 exons. The record is from RefSeq and is a predicted model, not a curated record. Bases 196 to 669 code for a protein of 157 amino acids. Lineage: Eukaryota; Metazoa; Arthropoda; Insecta; Diptera; Stratiomyidae.